AUGGACUCGGUACGGUCCGGCCCGUUCGGCCAUAUAUUCCGCCCCGACAAUUUCGUGUUCGGCCAAUCCGGGGCUGGGAACAAUUGGGCGAAGGGGCACUACACCGAGGGCGCGGAGCUGGUCGACUCGGUGCUGGACGUGGUGAGGAAGGAGGCGGAAAGCUGCGACUGCCUGCAAGGCUUUCAACUGACCCACUCGUUGGGCGGUGGCACCGGUUCCGGGAUGGGUACCCUCUUGAUCUCGAAAAUUCGCGAGGAAUAUCCGGACAGGAUAAUGACCACCUUCUCCGUGGUACCGUCACCCAAGGUGUCCGACACCGUGGUCGAGCCUUACAACGCGACCCUGUCCGUCCACCAGUUGGUCGAGAACACCGAUCAGGCUUACUGCAUCGACAACGAGGCCCUCUACGACAUCUGUUUCCGCACCUUGAAACUCUCCACACCGACUUACGGUGAUCUGAAUCAUCUCGUCUCGGCUACGAUGUCGGGCGUGACCACCUGCCUCCGAUUCCCCGGCCAAUUGAACGCCGAUCUGAGAAAGUUAGCCGUGAACAUGGUCCCGUUCCCGCGUCUGCACUUCUUCAUGCCGGGCUUCGCGCCGUUAACCUCGCGCGGCAGUCAACAGUACAGGGCGCUAACUGUCCCGGAGCUGACCCAACAAAUGUUCGACGCGAAGAACAUGAUGGCCGCCUGCGACCCGAGGCACGGACGUUAUCUCACCGUGGCCGCCGUGUUCCGCGGCAGAAUGUCGAUGAAGGAGGUGGACGAGCAAAUGCUCAACAUCCAGAACAAGAACAGCUCUUACUUCGUCGAGUGGAUCCCGAACAACGUGAAGACGGCCGUGUGCGACAUCCCGCCCCGCGGUUUGAAGAUGUCGGCCACGUUUAUCGGCAACUCGACAGCUAUUCAAGAGCUGUUCAAGAGAAUUUCCGAACAGUUCACCGCCAUGUUCAGGAGAAAGGCGUUCCUUCAUUGGUACACGGGCGAGGGUAUGGACGAGAUGGAGUUCACCGAGGCCGAAUCGAACAUGAACGAUCUGGUGUCCGAAUACCAACAAUACCAAGAAGCCACCGCCGAGGACGAGGGAGAAUUCGACGAGGAGGAAGAGACGGAGAAGUGAGGGACGGGUUUUAAUCCGUUACCCGUUUCGCGGCGGGCUCCUUCUUCCUGUUCUCUUGAUCCUCGACUUGCAAUCCGACCAACAACAUCCGCAAAAUCCACGUGAAGAGAUUCGCUCGGUCGAACCCUGCAAAAUAUAUAUAUAUAUAUAUAAAUGUAUGUACACUUUGGCGGACGAAACUUUUUAUCUUUGUAUCGUAUUUUUUUGACGAGCUGGUUUUUUGAUUUGUACAUUUGAUCUUUUUACAUUUGUUAUUUUCGAUGAAUUUUUACGUAUAUCUAGACACGCACACGCAUGCGCGCAUCUGCGCGCGCACGAAUACACACACUCAUGCGCGUGCCCACUCGCGCGCGCACACAGACAGACACACUCUCCUUCAAAAAAAUGCUCGCAUGAUACGUAAUAAUAUGAUAUAAAUAUAUUUACACAUACAUAUACACACGCGUGUAUACAUACCUUGUAAGUAAUUUAGAAAAUGUUGUAUUAUCUUUGUUGAACAUUUAAUAGAUAUUCUUUAUGGCAUAAUAA
This is a messenger RNA of Apis cerana (Asiatic honeybee), 1647 nucleotides long. RefSeq names its product tubulin beta chain. Gene Ontology annotation, biological process: microtubule-based process. Gene Ontology annotation, cellular component: microtubule. Gene Ontology annotation, molecular function: GTPase activity; GTP binding; structural constituent of cytoskeleton. The record is from RefSeq and is a predicted model, not a curated record. NCBI's taxonomy places the organism in Eukaryota, Metazoa, Arthropoda, Insecta, Hymenoptera, Apidae.